Molecule: messenger RNA, 1086 nt
Organism: Aspergillus wentii DTO 134E9
Lineage: Eukaryota; Fungi; Ascomycota; Eurotiomycetes; Eurotiales; Aspergillaceae
Exons: 2
Coding region: 20-757 (245 amino acids)
Biological process (GO): microtubule-based movement
Cellular component (GO): cytoplasm; cytoplasmic dynein complex
Molecular function (GO): dynein intermediate chain binding
Source: RefSeq, a predicted model, not a curated record
ACCCCCGCGGUUCUUCAGAAUGGCGCACACAACAGCGAACCAACAGAUCCCACAACAUGUAACCGCUCUCCUUUCGCACCUCACAUCCCGCCCCGGCGUGCAAUCCACCUUCAUCCUCUCCCGCAAAGAUGGCUCUAUCAUCCAAAGCACGGGUCUCCUAGCCACCCCCGAGUCAAUAGGACCCAAGCCCGCCCAAAACAGCACCGGCACACAUUCGGGGACGAACUCCACCAUCGAGCCGUCGUCGAUUACAUCCCCUUCUUCUGAAUCCGCCCCUUCUACACCCACGCCGACGACACCACAAGCUCAAGCUCAAGCACAGACACCUACCUCCCCACCGAACCACCCCCAGCAACCGUACCAGCCAUCGCAGGCUGAGGCGCUGGCAGCGCACAUCUUUGCGUUUGUAUCUAGUGCGUCGGAGUUGAGCAUGUCGCUUUCGCACCCUACGGAUGGGGGCAGCGCCAGCGCCAGUGCUAGCACGAAACCCAGCACUACCACCGCUACGUUAAACAAUACCCACCAACAUAACCAACACGAAAUUCCCGGCGCCGAAGGCGCACAAAACGGCCAUCCCCGCGAAGAAGGCGAGGGCGAGGGACAAGAAGAAAAGGAAGAAGACGACGAGGUGAAGCUGCUUCGGCUGCGGACGAAGAAGCAUGAGAUUGUCGUCGUGCCGGAUAGGAAGUACUUGCUGUGUGUUGUGCAGGAUGCGACGCAUCCGGCUGGUGGUUCUGCGGGGGUGAGGUCUAGAUGAUACUGAUAGGAACCUUUGAGGGGUUGGGGGGUUUGGUGCUUUUGUGUGAAUAUUAUGUGGCAUAUAAUACCCGGUUGAAUGCAGAUUUCUUAGUCUCUGAGUGGCUUCAGGUCCUUGUCUAAUAGACUGAUAUGUCUGGAUUGUAUCUAGUCUGCGGGCCCUGUAUGCUCAUCUACGAGUGUACUGCAAUCUUUCUAUCGCUUAAUUUUAAUACUUUUACUGAACCGACAACCGCUUACAAUAAACAGUCAGAAUACCAACCCAGCAAGACAAAAGAACCACCCCAAAAGAGUGAAAGGCCUAGAUUUACAACCAUUAAUAAAACGCAU